Molecule: messenger RNA, 1261 nt
Organism: Cajanus cajan (pigeon pea)
Lineage: Eukaryota; Viridiplantae; Streptophyta; Magnoliopsida; Fabales; Fabaceae
Source: RefSeq, a predicted model, not a curated record
AGUUUCAUACAAAAGCCUUCACAACGGAACUGAUGGGUUCUCAACUACAAACUUGAUAGGGUCUGGAAAUUUUAGCUCUGUCUACAAAGGAAUUCUUGAUUUAGAAGACAAAGUUGUUGCCAUAAAGGUUCUAAACCUUGCAAGAAAAGGAGCUCACAAGAGUUUCAUUGCCGAAUGCAAUGCACUUAAAAAUAUUAGACAUCGAAAUCUAGUACAAAUUUUAACAUGUUGUUCCGGCACAGAUUAUAAAGGUCAAGAAUUCAAAGCUCUAAUUUUUGAGUACCUGAAAAAUGGAAGCUUAGAACAAUGGCUACAUCCUGAGACACUAACUGCAAGGCAUAUGAGAACAUUGAACCUUGAUCAAAGAUUAAAUAUCAUGAUUGAUGUUGCUUCUGCAUUACAUUAUCUUCAUAAUGAAUGUGAGCAAUCGAUCAUUCAUUGUGAUUUAAAACCGAGCAAUGUUCUUCUUGAUGAUGACAUGGUUGCUCAUGUGAGUGAUUUUGGCAUAGCAAGACUUCUCUCAACCAUUAAAACUACUCCUUCUAAGCAAGCAAGUACAAUCGGAAUAAAGGGGACAAUUGGCUAUUCUCCUCCAGAGUACGGAUUGGGUUCUGAGGUGUCCACGAAUGGUGACAUGUAUAGCUUUGGGAUUCUUGUGUUGGAAAUACUUACCGGAAGACGACCCACAGAUGAAAUCUUUGAAGAUGGUCAAAAUUUGCAUAACUUUGUGAAAAAUUCAUUUCCUGAUAAUCUAUUGCAGAUUUUGGACCCAUCACUUGUACUAAAACAUGAAGAAGCAACAGUAGAAGAAAACAAUCAGAAUCUUACCCCAACAGUUGAAAAAGGCUUAGUUUCGCUCUUUAAGAUUGGACUUGCUUGUUCUGUAGAAUCACCAAAAGAAAGAAUGAGUAUGGUGGAUGUCACUAGAGAGCUAAGCAAAAUAAGAAAACACUUUCUUGCUGGGGUUCACACUUGAAUAAUCAAAGCUGAGAUCAAACGUUACGACUAUUUCAGAACCAGAGAAGCACACCAACUGCACAAAGUUUAUUUCAAUUGGUAUUCGCCCAGGAGGUGGAUUUAUAUCUGUAACACAAAUGUAUAAUGAUAUUUAAAACCAUUUGAUUGAUCUUCCUCUUGAUAAGGCCUUCUAUCUUAUGUUUGUUUUCAGAAGUGAUGUAGCACGAGACUGCUAAUUUCUAUUUUGUUAUGAGAUAAUUUGUCACAGAUCAUUUGUUUCCUAAUUUCCUAAAAUUAUUCUGUU